CCUCAUCCCACAUUCAUUAUUUUAAUUUCCCAUUUACUCAUUUGAUUCAUUUUUUUCUUUAAAUUUGAGUAGCAAGAAGAGAACAUUCUUGAAGGCCUUAAUUGGAUGCUGAGAAAAUCAAAAUUUUUGAUUGCUUGUCUUCCUCAAAGUCCACGCUGAAUUUGGAGAUCUAAUCAGGUUUGGGUAGAGACCAAAGGUCUUGAGCGACCGAUCAAAAAGAAUAACUCAAAAGAUAAAGAAGAGAAGAAUAUGGGGAGUACGAGUGAAGGUGGUGGGGUGGCAAGGAAGAGGGGAUGCGGAUGGACAAAGGAGGAUUUCUUACCAGAGGAAUCAUUCCAAAGCUGGGGAACUUACGUCAAGGCACUGGGCAACACAACAGCAAGGCUGAAAGACCGCCUCCUAACGCGGUCCUUGGACGAGGUUGAGCUACAUGCAGUGCGCGACCGCAGCAAGAACGAGAUGAAGAAAACCCUCAACUGGUGGGACCUUCUUUGGUUUGGAAUAGGGGCUGUCAUGGGCUCCGGCAUAUUUGUCCUCACAGGAGAAGCUGCCAAUGAAUAUGCUGGUCCUGCUGUCGUACUUUCCUACUUCAUAUCUGGUGUUUCUGCUAUUCUAUCUGUCUUGUGCUACACAGAAUUUGCCGUUGAACUCCCAGUAGCUGGAGGCUCAUUUGCCUAUCUCAGAGUGGAGCUUGGUGACUUCGUGGCCUAUGUUGCUGCUGGAAAUAUCCUGUUUGAGUAUGUUGUUGCUGGUGCUGGGGUGGCCAGGUCCUGGACUUCCUACUUUGCAACUUUGUGCAACCACGACCCUAAUGAUUUUCGCUUCUAUGCUUCCUCUCUGGCCGAAGGCUACAACCGUUUAGACCCUAUUGCAGUUGCUGUGUCAAUUGUGGUUUGCGUUCUGGCCUCAUUGAGCAUGAAGGGUUCCUCAAGGUUCAAUUCGAUUGCAUCCAUAGUCCACAUGGUAAUCAUAGCCUUCAUGCUUGUUGCAGGCCUCACCAAGGCUGACUCGGCUAAUUUUAAGGACUUUGCCCCAUUUGGCCUUCGUGGGAUUUUAAAAGCUUCAUCAAUGCUCUUCUUUGCUUAUGUUGGGUUUGAUGGAACUACCACCCUUGGUGAAGAGAUAAAGAAGCCUGCGCGCGAUAUCCCCAUCGGGCUUAUUGGCUCAAUGUCGUUAGUUAUGAUUGUUUAUUGCCUUCUCGCGGCCACACUAGUCUUGAUGCAGCCAUAUGCCCAGAUUGAUGUUGAUGCGCCAUACAGUGUGGCAUUCUCAGCUGUAGGGAUGGACUGGGCUAAGUACAUUGUUGCCUUUGGAGCAUUGAAGGGCAUGACCACAGUUUUGCUAGCAAAUAUCAUUGGUGAAGCUCGAUAUUUCACCCACAUUGGACGAACCCACAUGGCACCGCCAUUUCUGGCAACCAUCAACAAGAAAACCGGCACCCCAGUGAACGCCACAGUUUUUAUGACCAUUGCAAACUCCGUCAUUGCAUUCUUCACAAGUCUUGAUGUUCUGGCAAACCUCCUCUCAAUUUCAACCUUGUUUAUCUUUUCACUUGUGGCCCUAGCGCUACUGGUGAGGCGAUACUAUGUUUCAGGCGAGACAUCAGAUUCAGAUCGAAAUAAGUUCAUUGGUUUCUUGGUGCUAAUCUUAGGGUCUUCAAUUUCCAUGGCUGUAUACUGGGCUGUUAGCGAACAUGGAUGGAUUGGAUACAGUGUGGGAGGUGCAGUUUGGUUCCUAGCAACACUGGGUCUACAUGUGACAAUGAAGCAAGGGAGGAAACCCAAAAUUUGGGGAGCACCAAUAGUUCCAUGGCUGCCAUCAGCUAGCAUUGCGAUCAAUGUGUUCAUCCUGGGGUCUAUGGAUGGAAGUUCGUUUGCAAGAUUUGCUGUGUGGACAGGGAUCUUGCUCGUCUACUAUUUUUUUGUGGGAUUACAUGCUUCAUAUGAUGCAGCUAAGGUGGCUCAAAAAGAAGUUCAAGUGUCUCAGGCCACCAGCAUGGAAGCGGGGAUUGCAUCAUAGUUCUCAGAAGGAAAAGAUGUCCAUGGUAAUUAAGUUGAUCUUUUGGGCAACACUGAGGGUAAAGUAUGUUACUGUUUCCUUUCAGACUCGUGUACAUACGGUUAUCUCUCUGUUGUUGGCCUUCGAUCAUUCUCA
This is a messenger RNA of Vitis riparia (riverbank grape), 2154 nucleotides long. Its product is annotated as cationic amino acid transporter 1-like. NCBI's taxonomy places the organism in Eukaryota, Viridiplantae, Streptophyta, Magnoliopsida, Vitales, Vitaceae. The record is from RefSeq and is a predicted model, not a curated record. Gene Ontology annotation, molecular function: L-lysine transmembrane transporter activity; L-glutamate transmembrane transporter activity. Gene Ontology annotation, biological process: amino acid transport; transmembrane transport. The transcript has 3 exons. Gene Ontology annotation, cellular component: plasma membrane. Bases 250 to 2019 code for a protein of 589 amino acids.